AUGUGCUCAAUAGCAUCAACUUCAUCGAAAAAGAUGAUGCAUGCCUUCUUACUACGUGCCAUCUCAAACAGCUCCCGAACCAUCCUGGCACCCUCUCCUACAUAUUUCCGGGCAAGCUCAGAGCCAAUGACACGGAUAAAGGUGGCGUCUGUUCGGUUUGCUACAGUGCGAUGGCAAUCA
Molecule: messenger RNA, 180 nt
Organism: Coniophora puteana RWD-64-598 SS2
Lineage: Eukaryota; Fungi; Basidiomycota; Agaricomycetes; Boletales; Coniophoraceae
Exons: 1
Source: RefSeq, a predicted model, not a curated record